Scheffersomyces amazonensis is the source of this 1644-nucleotide messenger RNA. RefSeq lists its product as uncharacterized. The record is from RefSeq and is a predicted model, not a curated record. The transcript has a single exon. The coding region runs from base 1 to 1644 and encodes 547 amino acids. NCBI's taxonomy places the organism in Eukaryota, Fungi, Ascomycota, Pichiomycetes, Serinales, Debaryomycetaceae.
AUGGCUAUACAUAUAAAUAAUUCCCAAACCUUGUUUUCAGCGACGAGUCCAAUCUCAAUAGAGUCACCACCAUCCUUACCUCGUACCACUUCAUCAUCAUCAUCAUCGUCAUCUAAUUCAUUACCAAAUACAGUAUCUAACUAUAAGAAGAAAAGGAAACCAUCAACAUCUCCAAUGUCUAAUUUAGUAUCGUCAAUUAAAUCUAAAUCAUUGAAACAAUCCAUAAGCAUAGGCAGUAUAAAAUCAAAUUUGCAUAAUCAAAGAUUAACUCAUUAUAAAAACAAAAGUCCUAAUUAUAUACAUCAUCGUCAUCAUCAUCAUCCAUUAUCUACAGAACAAGAGAAAUAUUUAUAUGAAGAACAGUUAACUGACGAUGAAGAUUCGACUUCUUUUGAAGAUGACGAAGAUGACGAUAUUGUAACUAGAGGUGAAGAAAUUUCAGAAGAUCUUUCAUCCGAUGAAUAUUCGGUGAUAUCAUCUUCCUUUUCAACAUCAACUAAUAUUAAGUCUACGAGUUUAUCGAAAUCUCCUUCAGUUCAGUCGUAUUUAUCAUCUUUCAGUAAUGGUAAUACCAGCUCUAGUAUUUAUCCAUUAGCAACAACGGUUUCAACUACAAAUACGACUGUAGCUCCAUCAUUUGUAACAACAAUGUCAGAAACUAUUCCUUUAAGACACGCUGCUUCAACCGAGUCAUUGACCAGAUUACUUCAAACUCAAUCGUCGUCAAAAUUAUCAGAAUCAAUCAUAUCGGUUGAAGAAUUUACACCUAUACUAGCUUCAAAUAACGUGGCUGUUAAUGAAACAAUCAAUAGCAUUAAUGAAAAUAUAUCCCUAGUUUCGAAUUUAACUCAAUCAAUAAAGAAAAACUGGAAAAUAUUGAAGAAUAAUCCCAUAUUUUUCAUUAAAGAAUCACCAAGACUAACCGAUGAUAUUCUACCAGUUGAAUCAACAUUGUCAUUAUCAACUUCAUCCAUCGACGAAGAACCACAUACAUGUAUUUAUCAAGAACUAGUGACGUUCAAUUCUCAAGCUCACAACCAUAAUACCGAUGAAGAGUUAUUCAGAGUCCCCGGAGGAAGAUCUUUUAAAAAUAGAGAUCACCGUUUAAAUUCCACCUUUUUAAGGUUAUAUGCCAUUGACUACAAUGCUCGUGUUGUUACGGGAACGCUUGUGAAUCAAUCGAGUCCACCUCAACAAUCAUCAACUUCAUGUAUUCAAGAUUACUUCAUUGGUGAAGAAGAUUUACCAGUUAACCUCGCCAAGUUUCAUUCGAAAUAUGAUAUAUUUAAGAUUUCUAAUUUGUCAAGAGAUAAGCUUUGGAAAUCGGUUGUUUUACCUCCAAGACAAGAUACAUCUCCUUCUAAUUGUAUCAAUUGUGAUGACUAUAUAUACGUAGGUGAAGAUCAAAAAUCGCCCAUGUCAUACUCGUUGACAAGAAAAUCGGGAGAUUACUUACCUUGGUCAAAUAAGUAUUACAAUAAUUGUAAUCGUGCAUUUCCUCAGACUAAAACUUUAAAACCAGCAGGUGUAUUACUGAACACUACAACAGUGAAUAAUGGCUUAGCCCCUACAGCUGGUUUUACGAAGACUCAAUUUACAGUUAAAGGUUGGUGCAAUCCAAGAUGGGUUGAUACUUCUUCAUGA